AUGGAAUCGCAUAAUAACUAUUCGUUAGAAAGUCCAUCCCUUUUCCACAAGGACGGAAAAAAUGAUCUCGACAUAGUACCCAAACCCAUAGUAGACACAUAUCUUCGUUCGCCAAUAUUUCAAGGUAUCAUUCUUGGUUGGAUUGCUUCCAUUUUGAUAGUGAUGUUAGCUAUUUUUGUGGGCACACUAAGUCAUAUGAUAAACUUCAAUGUCAUAUGGAACUUGCGUGUUGGUAUCUUUUUAUCUAUAGUAACAGUAAUCACAAGGAUAAUGUCUGUUGUUGUAGGGUUCAUGUUGCCAGCUAUUUUAGCGGGAAUACUCUCCUUCAUUCAAAUACCAGUUCUAAAGGUGUCAGGUGCAACAAUCAUUAAAUUAAUGGAUGCAUCCAUGACUCGUGGAUUAUGGAGUACCUUAACUUCUUGUUUUAACUCUGGUCGAAUUUAUAAACUCACUAUAGUUAUUGUCUCAGUAUUGGUGUGGCAAUAUAUAACAUCAGCAGUUGAUUUAUACGUCCAUAUCACUGCCACUGGAAAUGUCCAACAAUUACCUGGCCAAAUAAUUUCAAGCGCGAGGGCAAUAAACUUGGCAACCAACUGUACUGAAGAUUUCCCUGUCUUUAGUACAUGUGGACAAUGGGAAUCAGCUUCCAAUGGUGGGAUAAAUGAUCUUGCCAGAGCAUUGGAGACUUACCAAAACACAAGCAAGACCUUACAAGUUUGGCGCGCUGAUGGUGGAGUUUACCUUUUACAAUCAUCGCCCCCAGUACAAGCCUAUUCAUACUCUGGGUCAGGUAUUUUCUUACAACCCUCUUGUGAACCUAUCAGUAAGAUAUGCAAUUUAGAAAAAUAUUCUGGUCCCCUGACAAGAUACACCUGCCCUGAGACAUUAUGGUCUGCUUCAGGGAACACACAAGAACAUGGUAUAAAUGAUGCGUAUGUGAACCUUACAACACUGAUUUUUAAACAAGCACCAAGUAUUUAUAUAUCACAUAAUCCAAUACAUGCGAUUAUUUCUGCACGAUAUCCCAGAGGGGGAUUUGAAGAUUAUGAUUCUGAAUUUGUAAGAGAAAUGCAUGGUGACCUUUCAAUCCUAAUGCAUUGCCAAAUACAUGCUUCAUUAAUUGAAUAUGUGAUCACUCUUGGAACAAUAAAAGCAACCACAUUUGGAACUUUAACCAACGCACAGCUUCUAGCCCUUGCAGGUGCAUCAACUCGUAUGAAUCAGCGAGCAUGUCAUGAUAUUGCAAAUAUAGUGUACAAAGGAAAUAGUACAUUAUUUGUUAAUGCAUUUGCACAACAAUGGGCUUUAGCAACUAUUGCUUCAUUUACCGGCGCAGUACAAGAAAAUGAAGAAAAUGGAAGAGGAUAUAAUUAUGUGCUUGAAGUGGAUAUAGAACAAACUGUUGUUCCACUUUCAGCUGUCUUACUCUAUGCUAUUGUUAUCAUAUUUCCACCAUUAAUCUACUCAUGUAUAUGUCUUUAUUCUUUAAAAAAUUGGUCAAAUAAUAUACACAUCAACUGGACACUUGCUGAAUUCAUCUGUAUACCACAGAGACUACUUUAUCAAACCUUAAUUGGUGAACAUUAUGUAGAUGAUGCUUGUUUAAAGAGUUUGACAAUGCAAGAAAAAAUCCUUCAAAAGGUUGAAUUUGAUAUUAAAGUGGAAGAUGGGCAUAUAGUGCCACAAAAAUUAAAAAAAGAAAUUCAAUAA
Rhizophagus irregularis DAOM 181602=DAOM 197198 is the source of this 1710-nucleotide messenger RNA. RefSeq lists its product as uncharacterized. The record is from RefSeq and is a predicted model, not a curated record. NCBI's taxonomy places the organism in Eukaryota, Fungi, Glomeromycota, Glomeromycetes, Glomerales, Glomeraceae.